AUGAUCUGCCUCCUCGGCGCCCUCGCGCCCGCGCUCCUCGUCCCCGCAUCUCCGCCUGUGCGAGCGCGAGUCGUGCGCAUGAGCGAGACCGACGCCAAGGCCGCCUGGCUCGCCAAGAACCUACCGACGUGGUCCGGCGCGGGAAAGGUCUCUGCCGACUCCUUGGCCGAGGGGCAGGCCGUGCCGGCAUGGCUCUCUGACGGCCUCGGCAAGGUCUCAACGUGGAGCCAGGCGGCGGGGGCGCUCCGGCAGGCGGCGGCCGAGUUUUCCGCCCUCGCAGAGGCGUGCGGCUCUGGCGAUGACGUGGCGUGCGCGACGCUGACGCGCGAGGAGGCGUCGAAACGCGCCUGGCUGGAGAGGCUCGACGCGCCGACAUGGGCCAAGACGGCCUCCCCGGCGCCGCUGGCGGCGCUCUCGGAAGCCGAGGCCAAGGCCGCUUGGCUGGCGAAUGCGCCAUCCUGGGGCAAGGCGGCGACAGCACCCUCCGAGCCGGCGGCAGUGCAGGCGGAGCAGGCGGCGGCGGCGGCGGCGGAGGCAGAGGCGGCCAAGGCUGCCUCUCUCCCCUCGCUCUCUCACACCGAGGCGUGGCUAGCGAGGCUCGAGGCGACGCCGUCGUGGCUGGGCGAAGGUCCGGCGGCGGCGGCGGCACCGGCGGAGGCGGAGGCGGAGGCGAAGGCGAAGUGGCUGGCGAGCCUCGACGCUCCAUCAUGGGGCAAGGCGGCGGCGGAGCCGGCAGCUCCCGCAGGGCCGGCUGCAGAACCGGCGGCACCGGCAGCAGCAGCGGCGGCCGAGGAGGCGGAGGCCAAGGCUCGCUGGCUGGCGAGUCUGGACGCCCCAUCGUGGGGCAAGCCGCGGCCGGCGGCGGCGGAGGCGGAGGCGAAGGCGAAGUGGCUCGCGUCUCUCGACGCGCCGUCGUGGGGCACGCAGGCGGCGGCGGCGACAGCACCCUCCGAGCCGGCGGCAGUGCAGGCGGAGCAGGCGGCGGCGGCGGCGGCGGAGGCAGAGGCGGCCAAGGCUGCCUCUCUCCCCUCGCUCUCUCACACCGAGGCGUGGCUAGCGAGGCUCGAGGCGACGCCGUCGUGGCUGGGCGAAGGUCCGGCGGCGGCGGCGGCACCGGCGGAGGCGGAGGCGGAGGCGAAGGCGAAGUGGCUGGCGAGCCUCGACGCUCCAUCAUGGGGCAAGGCGGCGGCGGAGCCGGCAGCUCCCGCAGGGCCGGCUGCAGAACCGGCGGCACCGGCAGCAGCAGCGGCGGCCGAGGAGGCGGAGGCCAAGGCUCGCUGGCUGGCGAGUCUGGACGCCCCAUCGUGGGGCAAGCCGCGGCCGGCGGAGGCGGAGGCGGAGGCGAAGGCGAAGUGGCUCGCGUCUCUCGACGCUCCGUCGUGGGGCACGCAGGCGGCGGCGGCGACAGCACCCUCCGAGCCGGCGGCAGUGCAGGCGGAGCAGGCGGCGGCGGCGGCGGCGGCGGAGGGAGAGGCAGAGGCGGCCAAGGCGCGAUGGCUCGCGACUCUGGACGCUCCGUCUUGGAGCAAGGCGCCGGUGGUGGCGGCGUCGGACGUAGCGCCCGCCGAGCCCGCCGAGCCAGCGGCGGCGGCGGACGCGGCACCCACCAGUAGCGACGAGUGGAAGCCGGCCUUCGGGUUGGUGACGGAGGCGCAUGCUGCGGGUGCGGCGGCAAAGGUGCGGGGCUUUGUCCUCGCCGAGACCCUCGCGGAGAUGGCCGCCUACCUCGAGUCGAAGGGCUCUGCGGGCGGAGUCUGAUACCGCCAGGCGCCGGGCGCCCUGAGUCUGCUCGGACGUUUCUUUGGAGGCUGCAUGUGAGUGAGGGCAGGAGGGCGAGAGUGUGUACCGGCUGCCCCGACAGAGUGCUGGGAGACAUGGGAGCGGCGUGCGAGCCAGCAGAGAGGGGUUGGACUGACACUGUGAAAUGGUGCCGGCGCCGACACCGCGGUCCGCGCGGAACCAUGUCUCUUUGGCCAUGAUACGUGAGGUAAGCUUUUGGCUAGAGUCUAGACAAACCGAUGUUUU
Emiliania huxleyi CCMP1516 is the source of this 2025-nucleotide messenger RNA. RefSeq lists its product as hypothetical. The coding region runs from base 1 to 1758 and encodes 585 amino acids. The transcript has 3 exons. The record is from RefSeq and is a predicted model, not a curated record. NCBI's taxonomy places the organism in Eukaryota, Haptophyta, Isochrysidales, Noelaerhabdaceae.